AUGGCCAGGCGAAAGACGGGACUCCUAUCCGACGGUUCCGACUCUGAUUCGGCGGCCUCAGGCUCAGAGGGCGGGUUCAACUCGCAAGAAGACAACGACUCUCGUGCCGAGCGAGCUCUGUUCGAGAGGAAGUCGAAACGUCGACGGACCGAUGGGAAUGGCAAGGCAGCCGCCUGGGAGGGAAUCUUUGGAGAAGAUGACGCCUCUGGUAGUAGCCAUCCCAGAGGUGGCCUCGGCGGGAGAGGAGGCCGCGGUGGCCGUUCCGGCAGCUCGAGGGUCGACUGGACAAAGUACGUCUCAAGCGCAACAGGAAGAGCUAUGCUGAUGCCAUACAGAGCACCAGCCUUUGCGAAAAGUUCAAACGCGGGUGCCGAUUCUCAAGACCCAUCGUCGACAGACCGUCCUGGAAACGACAGCAAGAACGGUACCGAUUCCGACAACGACGAAUCUGACUCCUCGUCAGACGAAUCCGAACCCUCGCGUCGUCCCUCGCCCCGCAGGGUUGUUGAUGAAGACGAGGAAGAAGAAGAAGAAGAGACCUCCCAUCGUGGCAUUGGAGGUCGGGCAGGGAUUGGAGGCCGGGCAGGGAUCGGAGGACGAGCCGGAAUCGGCGGGCAGCCCCAGUCGAGCUUCAUGGCAAGCUUCCGUGGAGCCGUCUCCGACCAGGACCAGAACACAAAGCCCGACAAAGAAGCCGCAGCAGCGGAUCCAGCAGCUCCAGCAACCCCAGAAGCUCCAGCAGCUGAAGCACCCUCAGCUUUCGGGCGCAAAGCGGCAGCCUUUAAACAGCAUAUCGCCGAGACAUCGAACGAACGGAGCAGCUUCCAACCCAGUCGGUCGUCCACCCCAGUACCCAGGCCCGAGGUCAAGCAGGCAGAACUCAGCCGUGAAGACAAGGCCCAUUUCAGCUCCAGCUAUUUCCGCGAAAGCAUUGGUGCGAAGUUGCUGGCCAACAUGGGUUGGUCUGCAGGCAAAGGUCUGGGCGUCAAUGAGGAUGGACGAGCGGUGCCGGUUCAAGCGGCCAAGGUUAGGAACAAGGAGGGCAUUCAAGCCGGAGAUCGAACGGAAGAAUCGAAGAGGGAGGCCCGUCGACGAGGCGAGCUUGAUGACCCGGAGCCGCCUACCCGAGGAAGGAAGAAGGCACCUCGCUCGAAUGAGCCACGACCGCCCCGUGACGAAUGGAAACGCCAAAAGCGAGUGAAGAACAAGGUCGCGCACAUCUCUGUUGAUCAACUCCUUGCCGAAGAAAAGGACACAUCAACCGCUUCCGGCGUGGGACUGGUACUGGACGCUCGAAGCGGGGAGUUGAAGGCUGUCGAGUCGCUGUCUGAACUCUCACUAUCGACUUGGACUCCGACAGGCGAAGCGACCCAACUUCCUGAGCUGCGACACAACCUUCGCCUGAUUCUGGACGUUGCCAAGGGCGAUGUUGCCAACCUUGUCAAGGACGGCAAGUCAAUCAACGAGCGACGACGAUGGGGCACAAAAGGGGAGGAGCGUGCGCAGCAAAAGGUCGACGAGGCAGCGAGCGAGAUCGCGACCCUCGAGCAAGUUCAACGUAAAAUUAAGGAGGUUGGAGAACUGAGCCAAAAGUACUCUUCAAAUGAGAAGCCAUCCUUGGAGGGUUUGGAGACUGCAUUCACCUCGCUCGUAGUCGACUUCAAGGAUCAGUACAUCCAGCUGUCGCUUGACGACGUGAUUGUGGGGUCGAUCGAUGUUGUUCUUCGUCACCCGUUUGCCAACUGGCACCCAUUCGAUGAGACUUCGGACGUGCUUCUGGCGACACUCAAGCCAUGGCGAAUGGCAUUCAAGCUCAAUGUCGACAGCACCCUUGAUGAUGAGCCUUCUUCUGAACGGCAGAUGACUGCUUGGGAGUCCCUCCUUUGGAAUCGAUGGCUCCCCAAAGUGCGAUCAGCUAUCAACAACGAGUGGGACCCCACGUCGCCGCAGCCAGCAGUUCACCUCCUCGAAUCCUGGGGGCCCCUCCUUCCUGCUUUCUUGCGUGACAAUAUUGUCGACCAGCUCAUUCUCCCGAAAGUUAGGACCGCCGUGCAAGACUGGACCGGACGGGGGGGGAGAAACGGCAAGACUCCCUCUCUUGCGUCGAUUAUUUUCCCCUGGCUCCCACUCUUGGGCGAACGAAUCGGCGAUGUUCUGGAAGAGGCUAAGCGACGUAUUCGCUCUGUCCUUCGUAAAUGGAGCGUUACAGAUGGCGUCUUGGACGAACUUCAGCUUUGGAAGAAGGACAUUUACACCUCCAGCGAGUGGGACAAGCUUAUUGGCGAGCAUGUCCUUGGGAAGCUGGGCGCGUGCCUACGCGACGAUUUGGUCAUCAACCCACGCCACCAGGACAUGAAGCCCCUCGUGGACUGGGUCUUCCCGUGGGCGUCUCUCAUCCGCCCUUCCACUUUUGCCAGGCUAUUCGAGUUAGAGUUCUUCCCGAAGUGGUUGAACGUGCUCUACCUCUGGCUCACUCACCCUGGGUACAAUGGAGAUGAAGUCGCCCAAUGGUUUGAGAUGUGGAAGGGCGUCUUCCCUCUUGAGCUCUUGUCCAACAGCUCGAUCAUGCACGGCUUCACCGCAGGUCUCCAACUCAUGAACCAGGCCAUGGAGCUUGGCGCAAGUGCCCCAACCAAGCUGCAGAAGCCCAACUUCCAGCCCCUCAGCCGCCAAGACAGAAGGUCGGACGUUAAAUCAAGCAAGAAAACUGGCAAUGGGCGAGCGGACGCUCAUCACGCCCCUCCGGACAUCACGUUCCGCACUAUUGCAGACGAGUUUAUCGCCUCCAACGACUUGCUGUUGCUGCCUCUUCACAAGUCGCAUUCGACAACUGGCAAGCCUCUCUUCCGCGUCGGAUCGACAAUCGAGGGCAAGGGGGCAACCAUCUACUUUGGCGAGGACGCGGUAUUUGUGCGAGGGGACGACGAUGUGUACCGUGCUGUAGGCCUCCCCGACUUGGUGAAGGCUGCAGGAGAAGCAAAGUAGGAGCAUAUGCAUAUGGAUCGUCGAGUG
Molecule: messenger RNA, 3012 nt
Organism: Vanrija pseudolonga
Lineage: Eukaryota; Fungi; Basidiomycota; Tremellomycetes; Trichosporonales; Trichosporonaceae
Product: G-patch domain-containing protein
Exons: 6
Coding region: 1-2985 (994 amino acids)
Biological process (GO): spliceosomal complex disassembly
Cellular component (GO): U2-type post-mRNA release spliceosomal complex
Molecular function (GO): nucleic acid binding
Source: RefSeq, a predicted model, not a curated record